UCCUGAUCUGAUCCGGCCUCCCACUUCCUUGUUGGCUCCAGCGCCCCUGCUGGGCAGCAUGGAGCCUGGCGCAGGCCGGCUGCCUGUCCACGUCCUGGGCGAGACUGAGGCCCUGCAGCAGUUCUUUAGUGGUCAGGAUGUUGCCGUGGAUACAAGCAUCCUGGAACAGUACCUCAGCAACGACAUGUGUCCCAACAGCUUCGUUCUGCCAGAGUCUCCUCCUGAGUCUGAGGCCUGUUCGCCCGCACAGAUCCCAGAUAUGAGCUACGAGCCCUCCUAUUGGUCCAGCCACACACAACAGCAGCCUACCGACACCUACUCCUGCCGCUUUAAGCAUCAAGGCUCCGCCCACGGCCAUCCUGUGCUGACCCACAAUCAGCUCAGGACUUUAGGUGUCACUAACACUUACGUCACGACUGGACCCGCCCCCACCCCCAUGGACCAGCAUACACCCUGCCCACCUGAAGACAUGCCAUACCUGAAUCUAGGCAGCUGCUCCAGGGUUUGUGCCCCGCCCACUCUUCCCUCUCCGCCUCGACCAUCUUCCCACUGCUACACGCCUCCGUGCACAGAUCCAGGUCUGGACACAGGUUUACUCCCGCACCCUACAGCGUGUCUCUUAGGCUCCGCCUCCACAGCGCACACUAGCUCCUCCAUGGAGCCAGACUCGAAGAAGAGGAGGAGAUCUGGCUCUGAGGAGAUGUUAGCAGGAAACGAUGCAUCCUGCAGUGAUGUUGACUGGACUCAUGGUGGAGGUCUGGGCUGCAGCGGCACAAUGAAUCUGUUGACUUGGGAACCGUACAGGCCGGCGGAGUGGAGCCUUCUGUAUGACAGCAGCUACCAGAUGUUGUCUCCUCCUGACUACCACGUGGACACGGACAAAGGCUUCAACUACUCUGCAGCUGAUGAUGCCUUCGUUUGCCAGAAGAAGAACCACUUCCAGGUCACUGUUCACAUUGGCGUUGCCGGUGAGCCGCGAUACAUCAGGACGCCGGGCGGCCCUCAGGAGCUGGAUCACUUCCUGAUCAAGGUGUUUGGUUUUAAGUUGGAGGAUGCGAGUCACCAGGUGACCCUUGAGCAGUCGCAGCCCGACCGCAGCAAGAAGCCGUUCCACUCAGUCAGGGUCAGCCUACCUGGUGGAAAGAUCACCAAAGUAACGCUCGGCCGACUGCACUUCAGUGAGGUGACCAACAACAACAUGAGAAAGAAAGGCAAGCCCAACCCCGACCAAAGGUAUUUCCAGAUGGUGGUCGGACUGUAUGCUGCCGUGAGGGAUGAGACUUUCCUCCUAACAGCGUUGGUGUCUGAGAGAAUCAUCGUCAGGGCAUCCAACCCUGGCCAGUUUGAGCUGGACGGGGACACCUUGUGGCAACGUGGAGUGAUGCAGGACACCCUGGUAUGUCAGGGGCGGGUGGGCAUUAACACAGACAACCCUGACGAGGCGCUGGUCGUCUGCGGCAACGCCAAAGUGAUGGGCGCCGUCAUUCAACCAUCUGACCGUCGUGCAAAACAGAACAUACAAGAGGUGGACUCAGAGCAACAGCUGAAGAGAAUCACUCAAAUGAGACUCGUCGAGUUUGACUAUAAACCAGAGUUUGCUACAACCAUGGGGAUAAACCACACCCACCAGACAGGUAUCAUCGCUCAGGAGGUGAAGGAGCUGCUGCCGUCAGCGGUGAAGGAAGUCGGUGACGUCACCUGUUCUGACGGUGAGAAGAUUCCCAACUUCCUCAUGGUGGACAAGGAGCAGAUCUUCAUGGAGAACGUUGGCGCGGUGCAACAACUGUCAAAGCUCACAGACAACCUGGAGACCCGCAUCCAGGAGCUGGAGGUCUUAAACAGCCGGCUGGCCAAACUGAAGAGCCUGACGGGAAGUCUGCGCUCCACUGGAAAAGUGAAGAAGUGCAGCAGCGCGUCAACGUCGCAGACUUCAGAGACCAAAAAGACCGCGAAGGUCCAACAGGACAGCUGGACUCAGCGGAACAGCCGCUGCUCGAAGCACAAAGUCUUCCGGGCCAGCGUCUUCACCCUGCUGGCCACCAUGGCUGUUUGCGUGAUCUUCAUCACCGCUCUGUACCUGCUGACGCUAAAGGAGGAAAAUGUCGACUUUUCUGGACACAGUAACGGCAGCGUGUUUCCUGUGCAGACGACGGCGGGAACCAGCACAGUUCCACCCACUGGCUCUCUUGACCCACCGGACUCCACACCCCCAGAUGUGGACUUCUGUCAGCUUCUGUACUGUCAGCAGAAGUACUGCUGUCCUUCAUCAGCAGGAAGAAAUGGCAGUUAUAACAAUACCUCGAGCGAGUCCAGCAGAGCGGAAGAUCCUGAUCCUGAUCCUGAUCUGAUAGACGAACACAACCAGAAACUGUGCGACAAGCUGAAAAACGCUGGAGACUGGACGAACACAACCAUUCAUUCAUUCGUGAUCAAAGAGAACCAGCACCUGAUCGACAGCAGAUAUUGUCUCAGAGACGACUGUGGACCCGGCAGAUACGUCUACAGAGUUCCCAUCAGCCAGUUUGUCCCGGUCAACAUGAGAGUCACCCUGACCAUGAAUUCGACAGAGCUGCUGGUGGUCUAUCUGUGUGGUCUGGAUGAGUCCGCGGAAUGUUCUGCUCUUCUCGAUAUCAACACAGUCACUGGAACCAGAUACCCGUCCAACACACAGGGAGAACACGAGUGGCCUCUCCACGUGGCUCAUCUCUAUCACAGUUCUUAUCACUUCCGCUCCACAGUGGCUGGUCAAGCAGAUUGCAGUACUGACUAUCGCUACGCAGGGGCGCUCUUCACUGAUUACUACUUUUACUUCUUCAGACGCUGCACUGACUGAAAAAAGUAAAAUCUGACAAAACUUGAGUCAAACUUCAUUCUAUAAUUGUUAUUAUAGUUUAUUAUUUCUUGUUUCUUUGAGGAGAUGAGUAUAGAAAAGACAACUCUGUGAAUGAGCUUGUAACUUUUUACAGAAAUCACAUCAACACUGAAAACAUCGGAGAUGGAAUUUAUUGCUGUACAGAAGUCAGUUAAUGAAAGUAUCUUUUUAAAUUAUACAUUAACUGAAUUGAAGGAUUAAAUUUUUUGCAGUUCUUCAUUUUGUAAAGUUUGUUUUUCUGUAAAUAGUGACCUCAUUCUUAUUUGAUGUUAAUUGUGUGAAAAAUCUAAAAUACUUACUAUAUACAGGAUUUAUAAAAGCAUAGUCCUAGUUGUAAUCUCAGAAUUUGUAAUGCAUCAAAAUUCUUCAUUUUUAAAUUCAGUGUUGAGCAUAAACAUUCUGAGUAAAAGGCGUUUUGACAGCAAACUUUCUGAGUGAAUUUUGUACCAAUUGCCGCAAAUUACGUCAGUGAA
Messenger RNA from Thalassophryne amazonica, 3345 nucleotides. RefSeq names its product myelin regulatory factor-like protein. The transcript is spliced from 23 exons. Bases 59 to 2833 code for a protein of 924 amino acids. The record is from RefSeq and is a predicted model, not a curated record. NCBI's taxonomy places the organism in Eukaryota, Metazoa, Chordata, Actinopteri, Batrachoidiformes, Batrachoididae. Gene Ontology annotation, molecular function: DNA-binding transcription factor activity; sequence-specific DNA binding. Gene Ontology annotation, biological process: protein autoprocessing; positive regulation of DNA-templated transcription. Gene Ontology annotation, cellular component: nucleus; endoplasmic reticulum membrane.